CAGUCAAUAGACCCAGCAACCACCACCAUUCUCUCCCAACAUUCUUGGCUUUCAAAAUAUCCAAGGCUUUCUGCAUGCUUCAUUCUUUUCACAUUUAUGCAUGUUUAACAAGAUGUCUUUAUAUAAGAGUAUCUCCAUAAAUAAUUAAACCCCAAGAAAAGUAAAAAAAAAAACAAAAAAUCACUUUAAUCUUCUCUCGUAUCACUCCCAGCACCGACAAUGAAGAAAGCUGAGCUUGUGUUCAUCCCUGCACCAGCACUAGGCCACCUAGUUCCCACUGUGGAGUUUGCAAAAUGCUUGAUCCAACGAGAUGAUCGUUUCUCAGUGACUAUUCUUGUCAUGGAAUCUCCUCUUGGUGGCUCUGCUAUACCUGCAUUCACCAAAUCAAUUGCAGAAUCUAAUACUCCAAUAAGGUUCAUCCAUCUUCCUCUUGUGGACUUCUCUCCUUCACAAGAGGUUCAUAAAUCUGUUGAAAAGUUUAUAACCGAGUCCAUAGAUAGUCAUAAAGCUUGUGUUAAAGAAGCUAUUGUCAAGAAUGUGCUUUCCAGUUCUGUCUCAGGUUCACUUGCCGGGUUGGUAAUUGAUAUGUUUUGUUCAUCGAUGGUCGAUGUGGGAAAUGAACUUGGUGUUCCUUCUUAUUUGUUCUACACUUCUAGUGCAGCUUUUCUUGGCCUCAUGCUUUACCUUCCAAUUCGACAUGCUCAAGUUGGUAGAGGAUUUGAAGAGUUUGAUGGUGAUUUAGUGAUCCCUUGUUAUGUUAAUCCAAUUUCAAGCAGUGGUCUGCCUACAGUUUUGUUAAACAAGUACGGUGGCUACUCUUCAUUUCUCUACCAUGGAAGAAGAUUCAAGGAGACAAAAGGGCUUAUUGUGAACACAUUUGAGGAGCUGGAAUCUCAUGCGGUUAAGUGUUUGAAGAAUGAUUUUGACAAUGUGCCACCAGUUUACACAGUCGGACCGCUGAUUGAUCUCGAGGGUGAGAGUGAUAAGUUAGAUUCAGAUGAGAUCAUGAAGUGGCUUGAUAAUAAACCUGAUUCAUCAGUUGUGUUUUUGUGCUUUGGAAGCAUGGGGAGUUUUGGUGAAGAACAAGUGAAAGAAAUUGCGUCUGGAUUGGAGCAAAGUGGGAUAAGAUUUUUGUGGUCUUUACGUAAACCCCCACCAAAAGACAAAAUUGCUGAGCCAAAUGAGUACACGAGUGGCGCCCAGGAGGUGUUGCCAAAAGGGUUCUUGGAGAACACAAAAGAGAUUGGCUUGGUGUGUGGAUGGGCGCCACAAAAGCAGGUGUUAGCUCACAAAUCAGUGGGAGGAUUUGUGUCACAUUGUGGGUGGAAUUCAAUUCUGGAGAGCUUGUGGUUUGGUGUCCCGAUUGUGACAUGGCCUAUGUAUGCUGAGCAACAGCUGAAUGCAUUCCAAAUGGUGAAAGAUUUGGGUUUAGCUGUGGAGGUGAGAUCGGAUUUUAGAAACACCAGUGGAGAAGUCGUGUUAAGAGAUGAGAUAGCAAGAGCUAUAAAAAGUGUAAUGGAUGGUGAAAAUGAGGUGAGGAGAAGGGUUAAAGAGAGGAGUGAACAGAGCAGAUUAGCAGUGACGGAAGGUGGAUCUUCAUUUGCUGCAUUCGGACGAUUGAUUGAUGAAAUAUUAAGGAAUAAGCCAUGAAGAAGCGUAGUCUUAAUCAUCUUUAAUGUCCUAU
Pistacia vera is the source of this 1684-nucleotide messenger RNA. RefSeq names its product anthocyanidin 3-O-glucosyltransferase 2-like. The coding region runs from base 220 to 1650 and encodes 476 amino acids. The transcript has a single exon. Gene Ontology annotation, molecular function: UDP-glycosyltransferase activity. Lineage: Eukaryota; Viridiplantae; Streptophyta; Magnoliopsida; Sapindales; Anacardiaceae. The record is from RefSeq and is a predicted model, not a curated record.